AUGGUCGAAGACCUUGGAGGCGAUGGCUCUGCUCUCCAGCAUCACCAGUCCGCCGGGUCUUUCAGUUCGGCCAAAUUUGCCCUGCUAGGCAAGAAGCCAACUCGAAAGCCUCUCCCUAGCGGACCGGUGCCGCCGACGAAGGCACGGGCUGCUUCGCCGUCGCCUUCUGAUCCCGACGAGUCGGCGCCCCCGCCCAUGUCUGGCCGAGGCGUCAACGGCCCAGCCGCUUGUAAGGGCGUGAAAUACCGAUGGAUGCCCUGCGAUGACGGUCGGGUCCUGCUGCUCCUGCCAACACCGGAGCAAUAUUCGGACCUUAAAAAAGGCCCAGAAGAUGGCAGCCCUUUGCUCGUUACUGUCGCUGAGGAACUUGGAGCACGAACGCAAGGUGCAUUCCUUAUCGACACCCCGAUGGAGUGUCGACCAGUGCUUCCUCAACAAACGGUUCAGAAAAAACGAUGCACAAUCUACGGGCCGAAGCCGGUAAAGGACGACGGCUUUUGGCAGCUUUUCACCUCGCGCGCAAUACAAUCCUUCCCUGCUUUCGAUAGCAAUCCAAGCAAUUUCGAUUCCGACCUUAGUGUCGCUAUCAAGGAGUAUGAGCAGCUCCUUUCGGAAGCUUCCGAAAAGAAUUUGCAAAGCAUCGAAGGUGUUGGUUACCAAACUGACAUUCCAGCACACACUGCCCAAGAACGCAGAGAUGCUCUCCUACCUCCACAAAGCCCAAUCUGGCGAAUCCGGGGUAACAAACUGCCUCCAGAAGGUGUACCCGGGCUCCACACUCCAACCGCCUACCGAGGGAAGAAGCAUGCACCAUUUGCGUGGCAUUUCGAAGACUACAAGCUGGGUGCCCUCAAUUAUCUCUACUACGGGAAGAAAGUGUGGCCGACCAUGACCAAUUCCUGCGGCACCAAGCGCUGCACUGCGGAAUCAAGCACCUGCGGAGCCAAGGCGUCCCAACGAUGGGGUUUAUGCAAGAGGCUUGGCAGAUGGUUGUCGUCUACCCGGGCGCCUAUCACUCUGGAUUUAGCAUAA
Molecule: messenger RNA, 1032 nt
Organism: Gaeumannomyces tritici R3-111a-1
Lineage: Eukaryota; Fungi; Ascomycota; Sordariomycetes; Magnaporthales; Magnaporthaceae
Exons: 2
Coding region: 1-1032 (343 amino acids)
Source: RefSeq, a predicted model, not a curated record